This is a messenger RNA of Archocentrus centrarchus (flier cichlid), 1995 nucleotides long. RefSeq names its product claudin 11a (gene cldn11a). The transcript has 3 exons. Gene Ontology annotation, molecular function: structural molecule activity. Lineage: Eukaryota; Metazoa; Chordata; Actinopteri; Cichliformes; Cichlidae. The record is from RefSeq and is a predicted model, not a curated record. Gene Ontology annotation, cellular component: membrane; bicellular tight junction. Bases 208 to 861 code for a protein of 217 amino acids.
UCAAUUGAUGGAAUUAUUAAAUUGGACGUUGAAAGUUAGCGCCGGAUUAACUUCUAUGGUGGAACUGAUUUAGGGGUUUAUCGCUCACAUUUCGAUCUCUCUUUUUUUUAUUUAUUUAUUUAUUUUAUUUUUUUAAACUCAUCUUUAGUUUCAGGAUUUCUUACAGUUUCUGAACUCGGGACAGUUGGUCUUCACUCAGUUUUUACCAUGGCAAACUCUUGUCUCCAACUGGGCGGCUUUCUACUCAGCUGCCUCGGCUGGUUAGGUAUUGUGAUCGCGACAUCCACCACAGAUUGGGUGAAUAUUUGUAAAUACGGUUUGAACACCUGCAAAAAGAUGGAUGAGCUGGAAGCCCGGGGACCAUGGGCGUACUGUGUCAUCUCUACGGGACUCUACCACUGCGUAUCCCUUACGCAGAUCCUGGACCUGCCAGCCUACGUUCAGACAACUCGUGCCCUGAUGAUCACGGGUUCAAUCCUCGGUCUCCCAGCAGUGGUUAUGCUCCUUAUGUCCAUGCCCUGUAUCAGUCUUGGGAAUGAACCCCAGAGCUCCAAGAACAAGCGUGCCAUCUUGGGAGGAGUGCUUAUACUCAUAGUUGCAAUCUGUGGUUUGGUGUCUACUAUCUGGUUUCCCAUUGGGGCCCACCAUGAGCACGGCCUCAUGUCAUUUGGCUUCUCCCUCUACUCUGGAUGGGUGGGCACUAUUUUCAGCCUGCUUGGUGGAUCCAUUGUCGCCUGCUCAUUUGAUUCCUCUUCAUCUCGCCCCUACCAGGAAAACAACCAUUUUUACUACUCCAAACAGGGAGGUAGCAACCUGCCAGCUGCCUCCUCCACCAAUCAUGCCAAGAGCGCCCACGUCUGAGAUUGGCAAUUAAACCCGCGUGGAUGUGUCGAUGGCAGUGGUUUGUACAUAGAGACGUAUGCACAACGGCCAAUAUAUCCCCAUUUAAUACAGUAACCAAGAAAAAUGACAAGAAAAAAUACACAAAUUCUUGAAUGAGCACACAUGCAUACACAAAAAUCCAAACAUAAAAAGACUGUUAUAGUUGAGCCUUUUUCCCACCUGUGGACUGUUUUUGUGUUGCACAGUUCAUUUUCCAGCCUCCUCAUCUCGGGUGUGGCAUAAACUUUCCCAAAUGUUACAUAAUUGUCCAAUCUCAUGAGUAACUGGUGUACAGUCACCUGAGGUCAAAGUCCAAUGAGGCCUCGGUCACUCAGACGUUGUAUUCUGUGUUCUGUAUUCAGAUUUUCUAUCAUGUACCUAAAGAUGAAAGAUCCUUUGAGUGUCUUUGUUGAUAAGUAUGUUUUUUUUAAAACCAUAAUAUCACGAUCUAUUGUUUUGAGUUUAGUAGGAUUUGACAGUAUUAUUUUUGGAAUUAAAAGUGGGUUUAUUGCUUAUGCACACUGAUUUUUCUUUGACAGUAUUGUACAACUAUCUAGCCUCUUGAGUGAUAGACCUGAUUAAAAUGAUAUAACACUGCUUUCUGUUCUAGCCCCCACUGAAUGAUGGUAGAAUGAUGAGAUCAUAAAUUUGACGGAAGAGCUUUACCAGUGUUACAGACUGUAUCAGAGUCUUAUUAUUUGCACUGAAAAAACUAACAACUUUGAACUCUGCCAUCUGACAGCGGUAUUUCUUAUCCCCCCCCUUUUUUUUUUUUUAAAUUCAACUAAGAUGCUUCUGUUUACCAUUUGAAUGAUGACUCUGUGUCAAAAUGCAGCAUCUGGUGUUGUAAAUUUCCCCCAAAAAUAUCACAGUCAAACUUUCUCAUGUAUUAGUCCUCAAAAAUGUCUAUAGCUAAAAGUAUGUUUAACUAGUGUGCACAAAAAGCAGCAUUAUGUUGAUUAACUUGUCUUGGUGGAAUAUAACACAGAUGGAGCCUGAUAAUUCCAAGCAACUCAGAUCUGUACAUAAGCAGUGUCAGCAGUGACUAUUUAUUGUUUUUACUUGAUGUGAUAUUGUUUUAUUUUCAGCAAUAAAGCCAAAUAAUGAAAAUUG